Molecule: messenger RNA, 4382 nt
Organism: Onychostoma macrolepis
Lineage: Eukaryota; Metazoa; Chordata; Actinopteri; Cypriniformes; Cyprinidae
Gene: xkr7b
Product: XK, Kell blood group complex subunit-related family, member 7b
Exons: 3
Coding region: 136-1788 (550 amino acids)
Biological process (GO): phosphatidylserine exposure on apoptotic cell surface; apoptotic process involved in development; engulfment of apoptotic cell
Cellular component (GO): plasma membrane
Source: RefSeq, a predicted model, not a curated record
UCUCUCUAACUCUCUCUCUCUCUUUCUCUCUCCCAACUCUCCCAUGAGCUUUCACACACACUCUCCAGCACACACAUCCCCCUCCCCUCUCAUUGUACUUCGCUUUCCUUUGCCCACUCUCUUUCUACAACAAACAUGGCCGCUAAAUCGGAUGGAGCAGCCGUGUGUGAGAGCGCUUCUCGGUGUCUGCUUGGCCCUGAGCAGAGCGCGGCUCCUCUGCACCCUCGCGCCGAGAAACGCUUCUCGCUGCUGGACUGCUGCUGGGUGCUGUGCGCCCUCCUGGUCUUCUUCUCCGACGGAGCCACCGACCUGUGGCUGGCAGCGGACUACUACUUGAGGCGGGACUAUUGGUGGUUCGGGCUCACGUUAGUGUUCGUAGUGGUUCCCUCCACGGUGGUUCAGGUGUUAAGUUUCAGGUGGUUCGUGUAUGAUUACUCGGAGAUGAGCGCCUCCCCAAGCGGGGACGGAUGCGAUUUCAGCACCAAGGACAGCGACCGGCGGAGCGGCAGCGGCAGAACCCUGCCUGCGAACGGCACGCGGAAAUGCUGCAGAGUGCUUGUGUGGCUCUUCCAGUCCAUCAUUCACAUCUUGCAGCUCGGCCAGGUUUGGAGGUACGUCCACACCUUGUACCUGGGAGUGCAAAGGCGUUGGCAUGGCGGCCCGGGUCAGCGUCAUUUCUACUGGCGUCUGAUGUUCGAGAGCGCUGACAUCAACAUGCUGCGGCUGCUGGAGGCUUUCCUGAAGAGCGCGCCUCAGCUCGUGCUGCAGCUCAGCAUCAUGAUCCACAGCAACUACAUACUGCCCCUACAGGGUCUCUCUGCAUCUGCCUCAUUGGUUUCUCUCGCCUGGAUGAUCGCGUCCUACCAGAAGGUUCUGCGCGACUCUCGUGACGACAAGCUCCCCAUGUCCUACAAGGCCGUGAUUGUUCAGAUGCUCUGGCACCUCUUCACCAUCGGUGCUCGAACCAUCGCCUUCGCCCUCUUUGCUUCAGUCUUCCAGCUUUACUUUGGGAUCUUUAUCGUGGCCCACUGGUGUGCCAUGACCUUCUGGAUCAUCCAGGGCGAGACCGACUUCUGCAUGUCCAAGUGGGAGGAGAUCAUCUACAACAUGGUGGUGGGCAUCAUCUACAUCUUUUGCUGGUUCAACGUCAAGGAAGGCCGUGCCCGCUUUCGGCUGGGUGUGUACUACUGCGUGACAUUGGUUGAGAACGUCGCGCUCACCGCCGCUUGGUAUAUUCACAGGGGACCUCACACCUCGGACUUCUACGCCCUGAUUAUUGUGUGUGUGGUGUUGUGUAGCUAUGCUUUGGGAACAUUCUUUAUGUUUGUCUAUUAUUGCCUGCUCCACCCAGACGGACCUAUCCUGGGAGCUCAGUGGAGCUGUGUGGAGGAGGGAAUGGGUGUAAUCGGUCUGGGAGGCGUUGGGGAUUUGGGAACCCCCUUGCCCCAACCGGACGUGGUUACUAGCCCUCCCAGAACACUCCAAAGGACUACUGGUGGGGAUCGGGAGAUAGGGGCCGGGGAUAGAGACAGUUGCCUGCCGGUGUUUCAGGUAAGGCCUCCUAGUGUUCCCCCUGCUUCCUCCCCACGUCCCCCAAGAACUGAUGGUCCCGUUAUCCGCAUCGACCUGCCAAGAAAAAGGUACCCAGCCUGGGAUGCCCACUUUAUCGACCGAAGGCUGAGGAAGACCAUCCUGGUGCUGGAGAAUACAUCUCCCGUUACACCUCGCAUCCAGUACCAGAGCUUCAGCAACCCCAAAGAAGUGACGGAGUACGAGACUACGGUGUAGUGUUGUUCAUACCUCCACCUUCCACCUGACAUCUCUAUGCAGAGGUGGAACUCAGCCACCAUGAGGUUACGGUCCGAUCCUUAAUGGUCGGCAUGGUGCUAAACGGUGGGACCACAGCACGUUUGGCAUUCGGAUGCCUGGGAGCGCAUGAUUGGUCCGAAAGUGCACAUCAGGCUGGAUGCGAGUAACAUGGUGUUUACUUGACCUGCAUGGGAAGUGAAACUAGGAAAGGGAUUUACCUUUCUGCCUAUGCACUGAAUUUAUAAAAAAAUGACAGUGAUGAGAAGAAGUGGACAUUUGUAAAAUAUAGAUGAACUGACCAAUCAGUAUUCCUCAGGACCAGCCUGGCUGCUGUAUUGGUCUAAGUUUAAUGUUCAGUGAUCUGAAAACAGUACAAAUGUUGUAUUAUUUGCUUCUGUGAAUGGUGAGGUUAGCGAGUUCAAUCAUCCAUUUCUUCAAAAGAGUUCUUCUGUAAUUAUUGACAUAUUUAUUUAUUAGAUUUAUUUUUUAUGACUCUGUGGCCAUGUCUUUGAUAUAAUUCUUCUAAUUGAAUAUUCAUAAAUAGAUAUUAUCUUUUGUUAUAUGUAUCUACAAAAGAAUGGUGCCAGUGUGUUGGUAUGAAUGUUUUUUGGGUUGUCUGGUCAUGCUGCAUUGUUUAUCUGUAAAGAUAAAGAAAAAAUGUCAUAUAGUAAGACGAAAAGCUGUGAUCUAAUGUAGUUGAAUGAAAAUAAUACUGUAAAAAAAAAAAGAUUCAGAUGACAGCCUCGGAAAAGUAAAAAAAAAAUUGAAUAUGCGUGUUUGAGUGUUUCAUGAAAAUGGUUUUGGGAGCAUCCGGGAACAUAAAACUUGCAAACGUCUGAGUGUUUGUGUUGCAUUUCACAGAAAAAAAAGAAAAAAAAAAUGCAAAAGAUUGACAGUGAAUUCUAAUCCUGUAUGUGAACUCUUUUUACAGUAAGUUGAGCAGUGAGUCUUGGUUUGCUCCGUCCGCAAGCCUCAAAACCCUUUUACAUCUGUAUGUGUUCAUUUCACUCAUUAUUUUGUUAUUUGGAAGGGGGCGGCCAUUGCUGUGGUUAUGAGGAGUUUAGAUUCUGAAUUUUUGGGGGCUUUGUGGUUUGGCAAGAGUAAAUGCUCUUUUUGGCCAUGAAAAGUUGCCGACUAUUGGGGACAACAAUGUUUGUGUGUGUGUUUGAGAGAAAGAAAUACUUUUUUGUCACCUCAUAAAAUCUUAAGACCUCUUUUUAGUUUUAACUGCUUACCCUACUCAGCUGUUUUCCAGGCUUUUUUGAGUAACGACAAUUGUAAAGAAAUCACCGCAAUUACAAAACCAUCACAAGACAUCAGCUGAAGUGUUUCUCUCUGUCUUUCUCACUCCCUCUGUGAGGUCUUUCAAGGUCUUGCUUGCUGUAUUGAAAUUCUAUUGCCUGGUUAAAAACCAAGCAGAAAAACCCAGAGUCAUGGUGGGUAAUUGCCAAUGACAAGAACCCUGCUGUCCAGUCUGAAGACACUGAUGGAGAGCAAAUGACGCUUGAGCGCUGUAAUCAUGCUGCCCUAUAAUUGGACAUUCACACAUACAGGGCUUUUAUUGUUGCAGAGUAAAUGUGUUGUUGUUUACAGUGCCUGUUCUUUGCUCUAUGGUGAUCUCCACACCUUGCUCAAACGAGGGGCCGGUUGCAUAAACUGCUUAGACGAGUCUUAAAAAUUUCUUCAAGAUUGGUCAUAACUUUUUAAGGUCAGUUACAAAAAUGUAACUCUGUCUAAUUUGAAUCCUAAAAGACUGAUUAUCUGUUGGCUAACUGCUAGUUGUUCAAACUAAUUCUUAGGGGCUAUGUUUAUGCAACUGGGCCAGAUCACAAAUGAGAUGUAUUACUGGUAAAAUAAGACGAGAACCUCCUCCAGGAGCACUUUACUAAGUAGUUAAAAAUUCUGCAACUCUGAUACUUAUGGAAAGUUGGUAUAGUGGCACUACUUGUGUAGUGUUCGCAUUUUGGAUUGAUUCCUUCAGCUUGUAUUAUUCUCAAUCUGGAUAAAAGCGCCUGAUUAAGGAAUAAAUUUAAAUGUAAAUGUAAUUUGACAAGGAAUCAGUUUUCCUACAGCUAAAAUUAAUUCAGAAGCAGAAAGCAUUUGUAUUGAAAUUGCCACAGUGCAUUGUCCAUCAUACAGGAGUAUCAUGAACAGGAUGAACAAUUAUCAGUGCAUGAAUCAAACUCACUCUGAAUGCUAACAACUUUUGCCCUAGAUUUCCAAGCAGCACUCUUCACUUAUAGCCUGUAUAUGGGCAUAAAUAAAUCUUAUAAUGAGUAAAAUCACUCCUAGCAACAAUAAAUUUAACCAAACAUCACAGGAAAUGGAUCACAUGCAAUGUCUUGGAACUUGUACUGCCAUUUGUAUACCUCAUAUGAGGAUCAUUUUAUAUUUGAAUCAGUCAAGACUAAUUCAAAACGAAUUAAUUGAACUGAAGACUCGCUCCAAUUAGAUCACUGAAUCUUUGAUUUGCUGACUCGAAAAUUGAUUUCGAUUUGUGAACAGGUUGAUCAAUAUUAAUCAGCUUUAGAGAAACUGGACAUUGCUACCAGUGUCGGAGUUCAUUCAGUUCA